This is a messenger RNA of Equus quagga, 2964 nucleotides long. RefSeq names its product transmembrane and coiled-coil domains 3 (gene SLC9D1). The record is from RefSeq and is a predicted model, not a curated record. NCBI's taxonomy places the organism in Eukaryota, Metazoa, Chordata, Mammalia, Perissodactyla, Equidae. The transcript has 14 exons. Gene Ontology annotation, molecular function: potassium:proton antiporter activity. Gene Ontology annotation, biological process: proton transmembrane transport; potassium ion transmembrane transport. Bases 316 to 2352 code for a protein of 678 amino acids. Gene Ontology annotation, cellular component: membrane.
UAGAGACAGCGUUCCGGAGCGGGCGGCCCGGGCUCUCCUCGCCCCGCCCCGCCCCGCCGCCUGGGAAGGAAUGCGGGAAAGCCGUGGGCCCGUCCGUCCCUCCGCUCCCCGCACCCGAGAGUCGGGCCGGAACGUCCUGGUGGUGGCAUUUACUUAUAUCGAAACUGUAACAUACCGUUGAGCAGCUCACACCACACGCUCUCAUUUACCGUCGUCAGGAAGUGAACUCUUGGAGCUGAAAAUGUGUGUCUAAAAUGCAGUCUGAGCUCAGCAGAAAUCUUUGGACUGCCCUCCCCUGUCCUCCAAAAUUGGAUCAUGAAGGUGUUGGAAAAAAAUUGCUUGUGGGUGUUGCUUCCGUUGCUUCACUUGACAGCGGGUGCCGCGGAGCACGAAGAGGCGGUGAAACAUGCCAUCAGGUUGCACCGAGGCAGAGGGGCGGCUGUCGCUCAGAGGAGGCAGUGGGCCCUUGAGAGCUGCAGAAAGCUCUCCGGGCUUCUACGCCAAAAGGCCGUGGUUCUUAACAAACUGAAAAAUGCAAUCCGAGCCGUGGAGAAAGACGCCAGCCUGUCAGACGAAGAGAAGCUGUUUCAGGUGCACACAUUCGAAAUUUUCCAGAAAGAGCUGAAUGAAAGUGAGAACUCGGUCUUCCAGGCCAUCCAUGGGCUCCAGAGGGCCCUGCAGGGCGACUACAGGGAUGUGGCGAACAUGAAGGAGAGCAGCCGGCAGCGGCUGGAGGCCCUGCGAGAAGCUGCCAUCAAGGAAGAAACAGAAUACAUGGAACUUCUGGCAGCAGAAAAACAUCAAGUGGAGGCCCUCAAAAACAUGCAACAUCGAAACAGAAGCUUGUCCAUGCUUGAUGAAAUUCUGGAAGACGUAAGAAAGGCAGCGGAUCGUUUGGAGGAGGAGAUAGAAGAGCACGCUUUUGACGACAAUAAGUCAGUCAAAGGGGUCAAUUUUGAGGCCGUUCUGAGGGUGGAGGAGGAAGAGGCCAAUUCCAAGCAAAACCUCACAAAACGGGACGUGGAGGAUGACUUAGGCCUUAGCAUGCUGAUCGACUCCCAGAACAACCAGUACAUCUUGACCAAGCCCAGAGACGCCACAAUCCCCCGUGCAGAUCACCACUUCAUAAAGGACAUCGUUACCAUAGGGAUGCUGUCUUUGCCUUGUGGCUGGCUGUGCACCAUGCUCGGGCUGCCCACCAUGUUUGGUUAUAUUAUCUGUGGUGUACUCCUGGGACCUUCGGGGCUAAACAGCAUUAAGUCCAUUGUACAAGUGGAGACGUUAGGAGAGUUUGGUGUGUUCUUCACUCUUUUUCUUGUUGGCUUGGAAUUUUCCCCGGAAAAGCUGAGAAAGGUGUGGAAGAUUUCCUUACAAGGACCGUGUUACAUGACGCUGCUGAUGAUUGCAUUUGGCUUGCUGUGGGGACACCUGUUCCAGAUCAGACCCACUCAGAGCGUCUUUAUUUCUACCUGCCUGUCCUUGUCGAGCACACCCUUAGUGUCCAGAUUCCUCUCGGGCAGUGCCCGGGGCGAAAAAGAAGCAGGCGACCUUGACUACAGUGCCGUGCUGCUUGGGAUGCUGGUGACGCAGGAUGUGCAGCUGGGGCUGUUCGUAGCCGUCAUGCCCACGCUGAUCCAGGCGGGAGCCAGCACGUCCUCCAGCAUUGUCAUGGAAAUGCUGCGAAUCCUGGCUCUGAUCGGUCAGAUUCUGUUUUCGCUGGCUGCUGUCUUUCUCUUAUGUCUUGUCAUAAAGACUUACCUCGUGGGGCCGUAUUAUCGGAAGCUGCAUGUGGAAAGCAAAGGGAACAAAGAGGUCCUUGUCUUAGGGAUCUCUGCUUUCAUCUUCUUCAUGUUGACGGUCACAGAGCUGUUGGACGUCUCCAUGGAGCUGGGCUGCUUCCUGGCCGGAGCGCUCAUCUCUUCCCAAGGCCACGCGGUCACCGAGGAGAUCAUGGCUUACGUGGAGCCUAUUCGAGACUUCCUGGCGAUUGUGUUCUUCACGUCCAUAGGCCUGCACGUGUUCCCCACCUUCGUGGCGUACGAGCUCACCGUGCUGCUGGUGCUCACCCUGUCGGUGGUGAUCAUGAAGUUUGUCCUGGCAGCCCUGGUUCUGUCUCUCCUCCUGCCGAAGACCAGCCAGUACAUCAAAUGGAUCGUGGCCGCGGGCCUGGCCCAGGUCAGCGAGUUCUCUUUCGUCCUGGGGAGCAGAGCGCGCAGAGCGGGCAUCAUUUCCCGGGAGGUGUACCUCCUCAUCCUGAGUGUGACCACGCUCAGCCUCCUACUGGCCCCAGUGCUGUGGAGAGCUGCGACUGCGAAGUGUAUGCCGCGACCAGAGAGACGGUCCAGCCUCUGAGGGCCCUGAGGUGAUACCCCGCCGCUGUGGGAGUGCCAUUUGCACAGUUCUGUAGUCGCACGUUCCUGUGAGCCCUCCGUGGAAGGGAGGCGUCUUCAUUUCCGCCAGCUUUACAAACUCUCUCGGCCCCAUUUAGGAUCUUCAGAGUAAUUUAUUGCGUUCAUCGAUCCUGCACAGCAUAGCGUAGCGCUGUUUACAGAUUGCCUUGACUAUUUUGCCUGGAUGUGCCUUUUUUUCUGAAAUCAAUGUUAACUUUCUAUUGUUAUUCAUGAUUUUAUUCAUCAGUUCAUGACUUUUUGGUAAAGAAAAAUUUCGAAGCUUUUUUAUUUAUUGUGCAACUUCAGUGUUGUAAUCUGUUGGUCAGUAUUUGUUAUUAAAACAUUUCUGUGAUGUGAAGUUUUAAUUCUGGCAAUGGGUUUAGAAAGUUACUUUUAAUCCUUAAAGCCUAUGUUUUCUAAAAUGAGACAAAAAUCUUCUAAAUGUCUAUUUGCUUUUUACUAUAAGAAUUUUAAACAAACACUUUCAUGUCGAUGUUUUAUUAGGUGUGUCAUUCUUUUAAGAUAUUUGGUUUGAGUCACAAGAAUAUGCGUUCUUUAAUAAAGAUCAUUUAUG